ACCGCUCAACACUGCCAGUGCAGGGUUAGCUUGUAUUUAAGAUCACUGCUCAGCUGAGAACCAGGCAAGGCUGUCCUCACCUGUGAACUCGCUAGAACCACAACCGCUUGUAACAAGACCACUAGACUAAUCAACUAUGUCGACCUUUGGCACUCUCUUUCGGGUGACUACCUACGGCGAAUCUCACUGCGCUUCCGUGGGUGCAAUCAUCGAUGGCUGUCCACCGGGAUUGCCCCUCGACUCUCAGGACGUCCAGACUCAGCUGAGUCGUAGGCGUCCUGGCCAGAGCAACCUGACCACUCCGCGUGAUGAAAAGGAUUUAGUCCACCUUCAGUCCGGUAUCGAGCACGGUAUCACCCUCGGCACCCCCAUUGGCCUUCUCGUGAAGAACGAGGACCAGCGCCCCAGGGAUUACUCGGAGACGGACCUUUACCCCCGCCCGAGCCACGCCGACUGGACUUACCUCGAGAAAUACGGUGUCAAAGCCAGCAGCGGUGGUGGUCGCAGCAGUGCUCGCGAAACCAUCGGUCGCGUCGCUGCUGGUGCGAUUGCCGAGAAAUAUCUCAAACUCACCCACGGAAUCGAGAUUGUUGCCUUCGUGUCGUCCGUGGGCAAGGUCAAGCUUCCUUCCACGGUCUCUUCGCCGUCUCAGGCUUCGUCCGAGGAUGACGAUAUUGUCGAGGACUCUCUAAGCCCCGAGUUUGUCAAUCUCCUCAAAACCGUCACCCGUGCCCAGGUUGAUGCUCACCUCACUCGCUGCCCCCACCCCGAGACCGCCGAGCGCAUGACCAAGCGCAUCAUUCGCGCUAAGGAAGCUCAGGAUUCCAUUGGUGGAACGGUCACCUGCGUCAUCCGCGGCGUUCCUUCCGGCCUUGGCGAACCUGUGUUUGAUAAGCUCGAAGCGAAGCUCGGCCAUGCCAUGCUCUCCAUUCCCGCCACCAAGGGCUUUGAGAUUGGCUCGGGCUUCCGCGGAACUGAAGUCCCUGGAAGCAAGCACAAUGAUCCUUUUGUCAGCAAGGCAGAUGGUUCCUUGGGUACGAGCACUAACUGGAGCGGCGGUAUCCAAGGUGGCAUUUCCAACGGCGAGGACAUCUAUUUCAGAGUUGGCUUCAAGUCCCCCGCGACCAUUUCCCAGGCGCAGGAGACAGUCCAGUACGACGGUACCUCGGGCACGCUGGCUGCUCGCGGUAGGCACGACCCCUGCGUCGUUCCUCGCGCUGUUCCCAUUGUUGAGGCCAUGGCCAGUCUUGUUAUCAUAGACCAGCUCCUCAUUCAGAACGCCCGUAAGACAGCUUCUUCGCUUCUGCCUACCAUCACGACCCUGCCGCCCACGAUGGUGAAGCCUGCUAGCUCUGCUUAGAAUGUCAAUAGAGACAGAUAGCCUCAUCUGAUGUGUACAUGAAGUAGUCGUUUAGCGUUGAUUAGCCAGAGUACAACACCAAUAGAGCCGAUAUGAGCUUCGAACUCAGGCGACAGGGGCGCAUGUGAUGCCGCCUGCCGGAUGAAGGCUCCGACUGCUCUCCU
This is a messenger RNA of Phanerochaete carnosa HHB-10118-sp, 1524 nucleotides long. RefSeq lists its product as uncharacterized. Bases 137 to 1360 code for a protein of 407 amino acids. NCBI's taxonomy places the organism in Eukaryota, Fungi, Basidiomycota, Agaricomycetes, Polyporales, Phanerochaetaceae. The transcript has 8 exons. Gene Ontology annotation, molecular function: chorismate synthase activity; FMN binding. The record is from RefSeq and is a predicted model, not a curated record. Gene Ontology annotation, biological process: chorismate biosynthetic process; aromatic amino acid biosynthetic process. Gene Ontology annotation, cellular component: cytosol.